GUGACUACACUUGAGAUGAUCACUGUUCAGUUGCAGUUAGAGCGAGGUAGACGUGUGAUCAUCAAUAUGUUCAGGUUUCUGGUUGUAUCGUUAGUGGCUGGUGCUAUGGCCAUGCCUAAUCAGAGUACGGAGACGCCCGCGGAGGCUGUUCGUGUGAGCAAAAAGGACUGUUCAAGUGGUAUCUUCAGCCCUACGUGCCUUAAACUUGGAGUUUUGAGUUUGGUGGAGAAGCUGAGUAAUAAGGAUGAGGUGGCUUUGGUGCCGGGAGUGAGUUUGGUGAAGGAUCGUGAUGCGAAGACUGAGGCUGUUGACUUCGCGAGGGCGCUGUCUUCGGAGCCAGAAGAGCGUUUGGACAAGUACCUUCUGUUCCACGUCGGGACUUUCUUGGACACACAUUCUGUGAAGCUGAGGUUGCUGGACGAAUCUGCUGUGGAAGAAGCCAGGAGUAUGAUGAGCGAGGGUCGAGUGAAGAACCCAUUGAGCAUGGGAGGAAAGAAAGGAGGCAUGGGAGGACUGAUCGCCAUGGCUAUGAUGAUGAAGGGUACUCUCAUGUCGAUCGGUCUUGGCGCGCUCGCUUUACUCGCUGGCAAGGCCCUCAUGACUGCAAUGAUGUCUCUCCUGCUCUCUGCCAUCAUCGGCAUCAAAUCCCUCACCGGUGGGCAGAAAUCAACCACGUAUGAGAUUGUAUCUAAGCCUAUAUACAGCCACAGCCAUUCCCACUCCACGGCACAUGAGGAUGUUGGAGGAUAUGGGCAUUCAGGGUAUGGCAGGAGCCUUAAUUACAACACAGCCGAUCGACGAAAUGUGUUCAGCUUACCUUUACCAAUAAAGUAUAGUGAUAAAUACAGUGACAAAAUGUGUAGCAAAUAUGUGGUGCUCUCGCUCGUUGUGGUUUUGUGUUAUGUGUACGAUACAAGUGGACUUAUAGAAGAUGGGGGUGACCAUAACACCCUCACGGUUGAACCUGAAAAGAGUCAACCCAACGCAACGGAAAGAACUGGACGAUUUCUGCAGAAGGAGUGCAGCAAUAUGUUCAGUUCUAAGUGCUUGAAACUCCACGUGCUGUCCUUCUUGGAGGAUUUGAGCUCUCGCGAUGAGCUCGCCCUCUUCCCAGGAUUAAGCAUCGUGAAGGAGAACGUGUCAGGAGUAUUGAGUCCCGAAGAAAUGGCUGCGGAACUUUCGAGGCAAUUUCCUGGGAAGCCAGAAGAGAAAUUGAAUAGGUACUUGCUGUACCGCCUCCAGAAUUAUCUGGAUGGUCACUCCUUGAAGUAUAAGCUGUUGGAUCCUCAGACGACUAAGGAGGCCAUGGAGAUGACGAAGGGUGACCAAGCCAGCGCUAGAGGAAAGGGCGGCGGCGGCGGCGGCGGUGGCGGUUUCGGCGGCGGCAAGGGUGGUGGUGGCGCCCUCUUGGCAUCUGCUUUGAUGAUGAAAGGUGCCCUUGGUGCAGCAGCCCUUGGAGCGCUGGCCCUUCUUGCAGGCAAGGCUUUGAUGACAGCUCUGAUGUCUCUCCUGCUCUCUGCCCUCGUAGGCCUCAAGGGCCACGGAGGCCACAAGUCUACAACCUACGAGAUCAUCACCAAGCCCGAAGUCUCCCACCACCACUCCCACAGCCAUGAAGAACACCAUGAGCAUGAGCAUGGUCACCAUGGAGGGUACAGGAGAGCGUAUGAUAUGAAUUACAACAGUUACAUGCCAUAUGAUACCACCUCUAGUUAGAAUUUGUUCAACAGUUCCACGCGUCACUAAAUGGCCGAUGUUUAAAGAUCGGCGCUUACAAGUGACAAGCAAACUUUUCUGAAUUCGUUAAAAAUCGCAUUUGAGCUUAAGCUACUACAACAUUAUAAGGAAGAAAUAUCGACAUAAACUACGCUUUUCUGAAUAGAAUUUUACAGUAGACAGAGUGAGGACCAAUAAAAAGAAGUUGAAAUUAGUAGGGUCGUGAGCAAGCAUUGCUUAUACUCUCUAUAAAACUUCCAGCCAUAAGCCUUACUCUUCAGUAAUAUUAUGGUCACCAUUGUCAUUAUUUUGUUUAUGUGAAAAAACUUGUAAUGGCAAAUCCAAAUAAGUUACAAUGUUCAUUGUUUAAACUUUGGUUAUCAUGACAGAAUGAUUUAAAUAGAUUUUU
Messenger RNA from Ostrinia nubilalis (European corn borer), 2125 nucleotides. RefSeq lists its product as uncharacterized. Gene Ontology annotation, cellular component: membrane. Lineage: Eukaryota; Metazoa; Arthropoda; Insecta; Lepidoptera; Crambidae. Bases 16 to 1716 code for a protein of 566 amino acids. The record is from RefSeq and is a predicted model, not a curated record. The transcript is spliced from 4 exons.